AGUGAGCCUCACCAAAGUCCCAGAGCAACCCCUGCCUCCCUCCAGCUCUCUGUCCAGCCUGCCAGCUCCAGCCUCCUCUCUGGCUAGACUCUGGAUCCCCAACUGCUCUGAAAAGCCAGCAGGACUGAUCAGAUUCAGGAAAAGGAGGUUUAAUCAGUCCAGCAUCUUGUUGAUUUGAUCAGAGAGAAUCUAUAAUUCCAUAGUAACUUGUGACAUCAGGCAAACUCUGCAGGGGGAGGAGGCCUAUUCAAGACAGGUCAUGGGUAAAUCUCAGUAUGUAGUGGUGAUGCUGGCGUGUUUAUGGCUCCCCUCCACUUUGUGCCAGACGUCCUCCCUUCAACAUGAGCAGCUAAAGUUCCGUCUGGCCGGCUACCCACGCAAACACAACGAGGGCAGGGUGGAGGUCUUCUAUAGCGGCGAGUGGGGCACUAUCUGUGACGAUGACUUCACUUUAUCUAAUGCCCAUGUGUUGUGCCGCCAUCUGGGCUUCGUAGAGGCCCUCAGCUGGUCACAUAGUGCCAAGUAUGGAGCGGGCACAGGUAAGAUAUGGCUGGAUAAUGUCAUGUGUUCAGGCUCAGAGACGAGCAUUGACAAGUGUCUGUCUCGUGGCUGGGGCAACAGUGACUGCACCCAUGAGGAGGAUGCAGGUGUCAUCUGUAAAGACGAGAGGUUGCCUGGCUUCCUGGACUCCAAUAUUAUUGAGAUGCAAGUGGAUGAGAACAGGAUGGAGAAGGUACGCUUGCGCCCCCUAUCUGCUGCUCACGCUGCCAGGAUGCCAGUUACUGAAGGUGUAGUGGAGGUGAAAUACAAAGAGGGCUGGAGCCAAAUUUGCAACGUUGGCUGGACCGCCAGAAACUCUCGAGUGGUCUGCGGCAUGAUGGGAUUUCCCUCAGAGAGGAUCCAGGCAAAGAAGCCAAACAGUCACCGCAGUGUGUGCAGGAUUCACUCUGUGGCUUGCUCUGGCAAUGAGGCUCAUCUGUCUGCAUGCACCAUGGAGUUCAGUACGAACACCAGCUCCGCCUGUCCUGGUGGAGGACCUGUUGUGGUCAGCUGUGUGCCUGGUCCCCAGUUUAGUAAUGGUCGAGGACGCAAGAGCAAACUAAAUCAUGUGUCUAAGGUACGUCUGAAGGGCGGUGCGAAGGCUGGCGAGGGCCGUGUGGAGGUGCUGAAAGGCUCUGAAUGGGGCACGGUAUGUGAUGAUCUCUGGAACCUGCAGUCAGCCAGCGUGGUGUGCAGGGAGCUCGGUUUUGGUACAGCUAAAGAGGCUCUAACUGGGGCUCGCAUGGGCCAAGGUAUGGGUCCCAUCCACAUGAAUGAGGUGCAGUGUGUUGGGGAUGAGAAGAGCCUGUUGAAAUGCCCACAUAAGAGCAUCACUGCUGAAAACUGCAAACACAUGGAGGAUGCCUCUGUCAAGUGCAACAUCCCAUAUAUGGGCUUCGAAAAAACGAUCCGACUGACGGGGGGUCGUACGCAGUUGGAGGGGCGCGUGGAGCUCCUGGCCCCUAAUGCCAGUAGUUUAGAGCAGUGGGGUCUGAUCUGUGGGGACGGCUGGACCUCUCGGGAGGCCAUGGUGGCCUGCAGGCAGCUGGGGCUGGGACAUGCUAGCAGCGGCCUCAGCAUCCGUAUGGUCGGGGGCAGAACGGAUUAUGAGGGCAGACUGGAGUUUCUGAUUGGGUCCAGAUGGGGCACACUGUGCAGUGAUGGAUGGACCACUAGAGAAGCCAUGGUGGCCUGCAAACAGCUAGGCCUCAACUAUGCUCUGCAUGCGGUCACAGAAACAUGGUACUGGGACAGCAGUAAUGUGACUGAGAUGGUGAUGAGUGGGGUGAAGUGUCGAGGAGAUGAGAUGACUCUGAGUGACUGUCAGCACCAUCAUAUAGUCAGCUGUAAGAGGGCGGGAGCUCAGUUUUCUGCUGGAGUUAUCUGUUCAGACUCGGCGUCGGACCUGGUUCUGAAUGCUCCUCUGGUAGAGAAGAGUGUGUAUAUUGAGGACCGGCCCCUCCAUUUGCUGUAUUGUGCAGCAGAAGAGAACUGUCUGUCUAAAUCUGCUGUCAGAGCCAACUGGCCGUAUGGGCACCGCCGGCUCCUUCGCUUCUCUUCUGAGAUACAUAACGUUGGACGAGCCGACUUCAGGCCCCGGCUGGGUCGCCACUCCUGGGUGUGGCAUGAGUGCCAUAGGCACUAUCACAGUAUGGACAUUUUUACCCACUAUGACCUCCUAGAUCUCAACGGCACUAAAGUGGCUGAUGGUCAUAAAGCCAGCUUCUGUCUGGAGGACACAGACUGUCAUGAAGGUAUUUCAAAACGAUACGAAUGUGCCAACUUUGGCGAGCAGGGCAUCACGGUCGGCUGUUGGGACACUUACAGACACGACAUUGACUGCCAGUGGAUUGACAUCACUGAUGUUAAACCAGGAAACUACAUCCUUCAGGUUGUACUGAACCCCAACUUUGAGGUGGCUGAGAGUGACUUCACCAAUAAUGCCAUGCGCUGCAACUGCAAAUAUGAUGGCAAUAGAAUAUGGUUGCAUAAAUGCCAUAUAGGUGACUCAUACAGUGAGGAGGCAGAGAAGCAGUUUGAACUUUAUCCCGGUCAGCUGAAUAAUAAGAUCUCAUAACACCGACAGACAAUCCCUGGAUCUACUCUAAGCCACUCUUGGAAAUAAAAUAACAUCUUUAUAAUACACUCAAUUACUUUAUUUAUUCUUAUUUUAAUCCACAGAGUCCUAAUUAGAAACAUCUCCAUUACCCACUUAUUGUUUUUUUAAAUAGAUGAGUCCUCCAGGUGCUUUUAAUCAAAGCUUAACUAAAAAGAAGAGCAGUGAGUUAGUAUCAUUCCUUACAUUUACCCCAGCCAUGCUGAAGGACACCAGGGGGGAAAGGAGCUUAGAUAAGCCCUUUGUUCAUUUGAAUAAAAGGAAAGGGCUAAAGGGAAAUGUACAAUGAGAGCACUUCCUCAUGCAUGGGCUUGGCAAAUUGAAGCAUUUCUUCUGACUCAGUCAAACUCCCUACUGGAAUAAAUGAAAUCUGUUAAACUCCUAAUAAGAGAUCAAUAUGAGCAUUGUAAUGACUGCAAAAUAAAUGUAUAUUAUUUUGAA
Molecule: messenger RNA, 3097 nt
Organism: Astyanax mexicanus (Mexican tetra)
Lineage: Eukaryota; Metazoa; Chordata; Actinopteri; Characiformes; Acestrorhamphidae
Gene: loxl3a
Product: lysyl oxidase-like 3a
Exons: 15
Coding region: 260-2617 (785 amino acids)
Biological process (GO): peptidyl-lysine oxidation
Cellular component (GO): membrane
Molecular function (GO): copper ion binding; protein-lysine 6-oxidase activity
Source: RefSeq, a predicted model, not a curated record